Anopheles funestus (African malaria mosquito) is the source of this 2861-nucleotide messenger RNA. It is a transcript of the gene Sac1, whose product is annotated as phosphatidylinositol-3-phosphatase SAC1. Gene Ontology annotation, biological process: phosphatidylinositol dephosphorylation. NCBI's taxonomy places the organism in Eukaryota, Metazoa, Arthropoda, Insecta, Diptera, Culicidae. The transcript is spliced from 6 exons. The coding region runs from base 84 to 1856 and encodes 590 amino acids. The record is from RefSeq and is a predicted model, not a curated record. Gene Ontology annotation, molecular function: phosphatidylinositol-4-phosphate phosphatase activity. Gene Ontology annotation, cellular component: endoplasmic reticulum.
ACCUUUUUUAUAUGUAUCGCCUCGUCUCUGCUCGUUAAACGUCAGCUAUUUUCCUUGCCUCAUUAUCGUACGAUCAGGUUAAAAUGGAUUUACGAGUUUUCUGUGAUAUGAAUUUUUACAUUACACCGGACAGGUUCUUCAUUGAGCCUUCCGAAUCGGGUCAAUUUGUUAUCAUCGAACGUCCAAACGGAGCGGUAUCAUUACACACCUCGGAAAGUAAAGAACAAUUGCCGAUCCACGGUUACGAGUUGCGUAAAAUAUGUGGGGUGCUUGGUAUGGUUCGGAUGAUCAGCGGUUUCUACCUAGUCGUGGUAACGCAUCGCAUCUUCAUCGGUCUUAUCAAUGACGAACCGAUCUGGCAGAUGGCCGGUUUUGAUCUGAUUCCACUCACCCAAUCGCUGACCCAUUUGAGUGAAGCGCAAAAAGGACAGAAUGACAUCUAUCUUAGUAUGAUGCGCCAGGUGCUGGAUACGCCCUUCUUCUAUUUUUCUUACGGCUAUGAUCUUACGAAUACAAUGCAAAGGAAUGGUAGCAGUGCCGGUAGCGGCGACAACGUCGGCCUGUUCAUGAAGAGUGAUAAGCGCUUUGUUUGGAACAUUGGGCUGUUGGAAUAUUUCCCCCAGCUGCAUCGAUACAUUCUGCCCAUCAUUCACGGCUUCGUCUCUAUCAACGAUGUGACCAUAAACGGACAUUCACUCAGUUGGGUACUAAUUUCUCGGCGCUCUGUGCAGCAUGCGGGCACGCGAUUGUUUUGCCGCGGUAUAAACAGCGACGGUGAAGUGGCAAACUACGUCGAGACGGAACAGAUUCUGAUCACCGGACAAGAUCGUGUGUCGUUCGUGCAGACACGAGGCAGCAUUCCGCUCUUCUGGCAACAGACGCCCACACUGCAAUACAAACCACGGCCACAGCUGCUAACUGGGCGAGACCAUCUGAUCGCCUGCUCGCGGCACUUUGACGGGCAGUGCAAACUGUACGGUGCUCAGGGCUUAAUCAACCUGAUCGAUCACAAGGGAGCGGAGGAGGUGCUAGAGAAGGCAUACGAUGCGACUAUCUCCGCACUCGCCAAUCCACUGCUGAAUUACGUAUCGUUCGACUUCCAUAAGGAGUGCAAGAAAAUGCGCUACGACCGGUUGAGUUUACUAAUGUCACGGAUCGCUAGCCAGCAAGACAACUUUGGCGUUUAUCACACGAGCCACCUGGGGCAGGUGUACUCCGUCCAGAAAGGUGUUUUCCGCACCAACUGCAUCGACUGUUUGGACCGAACGAACGUCGUACAGAGCUUAAUUGCGAAACGUAGUCUUGAGCAAUCGUUGGACAAAUUGGGCAUUUUCAAGCUAGGCGAGAAACACAUCGAUCCGACAUCCCAGUUCGAAGCCAUCUUUAAGGCGGUUUGGGCUGAUAAUGCGGACUUAAUUUCGUUGCAAUAUUCCGGUACGGGUGCGUUGAAAACGGAUUUUACACGUACAGGAAAGCGCACUUUCCAAGGAUUGCUUCGCGAUGGGCUGAACUCCUUAACGCGCUACGUAAAGAACAAUUUUUACGACGGUUUUCGUCAGGACAGUAUCGAGCUGUUUCUAGGAUCGUAUCGCGUGAAAGAAGGUGAAGGUUUGGAUUUCCCUUCGCCACUGAAUGCCUCCGAUGCAACCGUCGACUGGAGGAAACGAAUGAUUUCGACCAUGGUUUUGUUUGAGAUAGCGGUGUUCUUCGUAAUUUUGCUCUAUCCAACCGAGUAUAGUCUCAAAACGGGCGUAAUGUUGUUUGGUUGGGGUAUUGUUUUUGCAUUUACGCAGCGGUUCUUUGUAAAGCAUCGAAAUGAUUUUGUGGACUGGCCGAAACUGCUUUCAAAAAAGUAACUAGCCGGCGGGGGUCCUUACCUGCCCGGGGAGAACUGGCCUUGUACGACGUAAAUACGUACUACACAAUCGUGUGAAACGGCGCGGCAACAGCUGGAUAUCACCGGAAUAGCGGUUAUGGGCAACGAAUGACCGGCCAAAUAUGUCGUACUUUUGUCGCAUAUGCUCGGUAUGUUGGAUGGAAGUCGCAUUGUUUGAUGUUUUUUUUGUAUGUUUUUAUUUUAUAUAUAUGUUGGACGGUCCCGAUGGUGUAUGUGAUAAACGGUGCCGCUUCCACAUGACAGGACCGGGUAUCAAAUCCCAUCCAGACCGUCCCCCCCCAUAGCAAGGGCUGACUAUCCGGCUACGUGGUAAAAAUAAGUCUAGUAAGCCAGAAAUGGCCGGCAUGACCUUAGAGGUCGUUAAGCCAAGAAGAGAGCGAGAGAGAGAGAGAGAGAUAUGUUUAAACACCUUGAAGCUUUCCUGUUAUUGCAACACCUUUUGGGCUAGGUUAACAAUGGAAUAUACAAAUAAACUGUUCUAUUUGCUACGAUGAUCAAGCAAAUGUUACAGCAUACCGCACAUUAACGGUUAGAUACGUGAUUUUGGUAUGCAUCAGGACGAAGGAUUGUAUCUUAGUGGUGUUGGUUUUGUUUACAGAGGGCUUGAUUCUUUCGAUCCCGUAUACCCCGUCUCUAUUGCACGUUUAGAAGUUUGACGAUACGGAUACGGUACCUUGAAACAAAAGAGCGCUUCACGCUAUAAUACACACCAACUUCUUUCAGCAUCAGGUUCAAUAAUACAACUACAACACACUUCGUCUAGUCCUUCCUUUCAUAUAUAUUAAAAUGGAGAUUUAUUCUUGAAGAUAAUAAUUAAAAAUUGCAUUCGGUGCAUAUGAAAUAAUACAAUUAUCGACACAACAGAAGAAUCGAACACAAAAGUUUCAAUCAUUCCUUGCGUUCUUAAUGCGAUAGUGAGAAAUAUCAAUAAUAAAAUAUUAGAGUAAUAUAAUUUUCUUCAGGA